Messenger RNA from Recurvomyces mirabilis, 1296 nucleotides. RefSeq lists its product as uncharacterized. Bases 1 to 1296 code for a protein of 431 amino acids. NCBI's taxonomy places the organism in Eukaryota, Fungi, Ascomycota, Dothideomycetes, Mycosphaerellales, Teratosphaeriaceae. The transcript has 2 exons. The record is from RefSeq and is a predicted model, not a curated record.
AUGGCCGCGUACGAUAUUCAGCAGCAUUUCAAGGGCCUGCGAGUCGAUACCGGCUCGAAGAAGGGCCGACGCCGUGAUCCAUUUGCGACCGGCUUCGAAGAUGAUGGUGAGGAAGAAGCGCAAAGAUUCCGACGUCGCGAGCGUAACAACAACGCCAAUACGAAGGCGAUACCGGUAGAGAAGCCGAAGGCUGUGUCGGCGGUGCCGAGUGGACCGGGAAAAGCGAGCAUACUUGAUCAAUUGCGGGAUAGCGACGAUGAGUGGUUAGGCGUGUCAGGGAAGAGGACUGAUCGUCGACCGAGUCCGGCGCCCGCGCAAGUGGCCAGUCUGCGCGUGACUGACGGUGCGGGAAGGCGUGGUUCUCUCGAUAAGGGCCUGCAGCAGAGCAAGCCGCCAAGAAGUGCCAUCGCGCAGGCGGCGGGUCAGCUCGCCUAUCUGGACGACAGCAGUGACGAGGAGCUGCUUUCUGGCGGAGGCAAGCGUGGAAACCGACGACCCAGUCCCGCACCAAGGAAGGACAGUGACGGUGCAGAGCCUGGCGAGCGCUCCUCUACGCCACGCGGAAGUCGAGCGCCUUUAUCAGAGCAAUCGCAGGGACGUGUACAGCCAUCUCAACAUACCGUAGCCUCCGCGUUUGCGGGUACCAAAUACUUGCAGGACAGCGAGAGCAGCGACAACGAGGACGACGACGAAGACGCCGUAGCUUCUCGUAAAGGUAGUGCCGACAGUUCCACAUCACCGGACACCCUCGAUACACUGAAUCCCUGGGAGAGCGCACUGACCAGCCCGGCAAAAAAGCACCUUGAAGUCAAACGCGUGGACAAGCCGAAGCAACAGAAUGGCUCAGGCAUUUCCUGGCGCGCCUUCUCCGCCUCACGAAAUGAACAGCGCAGCGCCGAGAUCGAGGCUCUCCAGGCGGGCCUUAGGCAGCGUGGAAAGUCCAUCUCAUUCACCACGCACGCCGUCACCGACGACGGCAAAAAGGUCCCCAUCGCCGCCGCCGUCGAACUCCUUGCCCGGAAACAGUCUAACACUGCACGAGGACGAGCCAAGGGUAGAGGGAAGUCGCCACCUAGACGGAGUGAAGAUUCCAAGCCCACAGAGGAUGAGCUGGGCGGAGAUGAAGGAGCUGAGCAGGGGCAGGUCUAUGAUCCACGAGAGUACAAGACCAAUCCAUUCACGGGACAACCAGUCAAACGCACACUCAGCGAUCCAGACCACAAACCAGCCAUCACCAAAUCCUUCAACAGCCCGAAUCUUCCCGACAUCAGAAUCGAUGACAUCUCAAGUGCUUGA